AUGCAAACAUCUCGAGCUGCUUAUGGUGUUGCUGCUGCUGCUGCUGUUGCUGUUGUUGUUUUUGAUGGUGAUGAUGAUGAUGAUGAUGAUGAUGAUGAUGAUGAUGAUGAUGUUCACGAUGAUAUAGACAGCACACAUGAUGUAAUCCAAGGUUUUGCUGAAGUGGAACUAGCGCCCUCUGCGGAAUGGGUGCGUUUCGGCGAUGUGGUUCAGUUGCUGGCCACCGAUUUUCCAGUGGCGCUGUCGACGCUGAUCACUGAAAGGCAGGUGGACCGCGCGCAACAGUUGGUCACAGGAAGCCCGCUCGUCUGUUCGAAGCUGACGACUCCACCAUGCUUUCGAAAUACCUUCCGCAUUCGCAGUGAACAUGGAGAUGACACCAGAAAUGGUGAACCUGUCAAAUUCAACCAAGACUUUGUUUUGUGUCCAGUUGAGAGCUACGGAAAUCUGCCUCUUUUUGUGGAGUCACGUAUCCCCCAGAUAAAUAUCGGAGUUGGGGCAUCUGGCUUUGCUGCUAUCAUGCUGUCCUGUUACAACAACACUUGUUGUCGAUGGCGAGCCCUGUAUUGGGAUUCCAGUAAACGCCCAGAGAGUGAAGGAUCACCAGUUCCACCUCACAGUAAAAUACUCAUCAAUCACUCAGCAUCCAAUAGAAAUCUGGCAGUUGAACCCGGUAUCUGGUUUCCAACAUUUUUUGGAAUGGAGUGUGAAGUAUCAGUUCAUACAUGCAAAGAUGCUCAAAGAAGAGAGACUGCAGAAAAUCAUUGGAUGUUUGGAAUUCAGAAGCCAGAUGACAUGAAAGUGGCAUGUUCAGAAGCUCCAUCAACAACUGUUGAUCAGCCAAAGGGUGAAAGUCAGCAGCCAGAUCCUGAAGAAUGACAGAGUCUAAUAUUUUCAUUACUUCUGUGAAACAUUUGGUUGUUUUGUAUUCUUCAUAUUUGUAUUCUGUAGAGAGAAAUUUUUAAAUAUUGUUUAUAAAAGGGCUAAGUUGUACAGGCAGUAGUUGUGUUGCUUACAUAUGUGCCUUAAAUGAUUUUGCAGCACAGUUUAAAUACUUUAGGUCAAAAGAGACCGCUCAUGGUAAAGCAGAGCUGUUGAGUUGGUAGGCGUACACAAAGAAAGAAAGGUUGCUAGUUUUCAGUGUUAUCCUUUGAUGAACUAGAGUGAAAUACACAAACACACUCACACAAACGCACACACAUGCCUAUGCUCCUACAUGGUACUUGCUAGACUAACAGUGCCAAUGCUGUUCUGCAGCAAGUGGUAGAGGCAGUGUCAUGUGCGGUGGGUAGAGGGAGAGGCAGGCAGGAGGCCAGGGGAGAGACUGUGCUUGAGUGGGUAGCAGCACAGAAGGAGGCUCCUGUUUGCCUGAUGGGAAUGCAGGAGGGAGAGGUGGCAAGUGUAUGGGCUUGCACAAUUGUAGUGGCCAGUUGGAAGUGGCACAUGGUGCGGGCGACCUGGGGAUGUGAAUUUGGAGGGAAUGACCAGAUGGAGGAAGGGGAAACUGUUGGGUGGAGGGUUUUGGGACAGUGGGUUACCUGAGAUUGAGACCACAAUGAUUAUAGGGUGGAGGUUGUGUUGUAAGGAUAACUCCCACCUGCUUAGCCCAGAAAAGCUGGUGGCAGGGGGAAGGAUCCAGAAGGCUUGGUUUGUGAAGGAGCCUUUGAAGUUGAGCAUGUUGUGCUCAGCUGCAUAAUGUGCCACUGGUUGGUCAACUUUGUUCUUGACAACAGUCUGGCAGUGGCCUUUCAUCCCCAUGGACAUCUGGGUGAUAGUCACACCAGUGUAAAAUGCUGUGCAGUGUUUGCAGCAGAGUUGGUAAAUAACAUGGCUGCUUUCACAGGGUACCCAACCUCUGAUAGGGUUGCCUUGAUCUUCCAUGGGGUAUGAUUCCUACGUCAAGUCAAGAGGCUGGGAGUGGGAUUGCCAUAGGAAUGCACUAGAAUGUUGUGUAGGUUGAGUGGGUAACGGACCACCACUUUAGGAGGUUGGGAUGGGUCUGGAGUAGGAUGUUCCUCAUAUCGGGGAAUGGCAAAAGGUAAUGAAAGCCCUGACCCCUUGGCUGUUCCAGUCCAAGGGGGUAAUGGGUGAUAAGGGGGGCACUCCUUUGUAGCUGAUUCUUGGGGUUAGUGGGAGGAUAUGGCACAGGAAAUCUGUUUGUGGAGUAGGU
Messenger RNA from Schistocerca cancellata (South American locust), 2170 nucleotides. Its product is annotated as cilia- and flagella-associated protein 161-like. The coding region runs from base 1 to 879 and encodes 292 amino acids. The record is from RefSeq and is a predicted model, not a curated record. NCBI's taxonomy places the organism in Eukaryota, Metazoa, Arthropoda, Insecta, Orthoptera, Acrididae. The transcript is spliced from 6 exons. Gene Ontology annotation, cellular component: motile cilium. Gene Ontology annotation, biological process: cilium assembly.